Molecule: messenger RNA, 2544 nt
Organism: Lodderomyces jiufengensis
Lineage: Eukaryota; Fungi; Ascomycota; Pichiomycetes; Serinales; Debaryomycetaceae
Product: Zn(II)2Cys6 transcription factor
Exons: 1
Coding region: 1-2544 (847 amino acids)
Biological process (GO): positive regulation of transcription by RNA polymerase II
Cellular component (GO): nucleus
Molecular function (GO): transcription cis-regulatory region binding; DNA-binding transcription factor activity, RNA polymerase II-specific; zinc ion binding
Source: RefSeq, a predicted model, not a curated record
AUGAAUUAUAAUGAUUUCAAUAAUAAUACCUAUGAUGAUAGUGGUAAUAAUAAUAAUAUAAAUCAAUUUUAUCAAAAUAACCUCAGUAAUAAUAAUGACAAUAAUAAUGCAACCAACAAUAAUAAUACCACUGGCAAAAGCGAAAGUAAUAAUUUUAAUAUAAUCAAUGAAAACGAAUACUAUAAUAAUGAUCAGUUUUUACAAUUAAAUAAUAUUGGAGAAUUCUUACAGCAACCAACUCCUAAUGAAUUUUUAUCAGAAGCAUUUACAACCGCAAAUCCAAAUUCAACUACACAUCAAUACCAAUCACAACUGAGACUAUAUAAUCAACAGUUUCAACUGGGUAAACAACAUUUUCAACAAACAACUCAACCGCAACAACAAUUCCAAGCAGAGCAACCGAUAUCAUUUCACUCACAAUCUCAAGAUUUAUAUUUUGGGAAUUUUAAUUAUAAUUAUAACCACAACAUUGAUCAUAAUAAUAAACAUUCACUACUGACAAAUAACUAUGAAUCAACAAUGAAAUAUCUAACUCCGGAUUCCAACAGUACCACUAAUCCAUCGACAUUCAAUUCGAAAUAUCAAUCAACAAUACAACAUAAUCCACAAUCAAGUAUACUACCUUCAUUAAAAUCUCAACAACAAGAUAAAUUAAAUUCACAAUCUCAAAAGUCACAAUUAAUACGACAGAAUGAACAAAACAAAUUCAAAUCUGAACCUGAAUCAUUAAAUACCGCAAACACUUCCAAACCAUUUAAAUCAACCUCGUCAAGAUCUUGUGACAUAUGUAGAAAUAAAAAAAUCAAAUGUGACAAAUUAAAACCUUCAUGUACAAGAUGUCAAGAAAAAGGUAUAACUUGUGUUUAUACUUUAGUAUUACAAUUUAAGGAAGAUGUUGAAAGUCAAGGUAAAAGAUUUGGAAGAGAAGGUAUAAACUCACACAAUAAAAUUACAACAAAUGAAUUCAACAAGAGAAGUAGAAAAUCAUAUUAUCAAUUGAUCAAAAAUAGAGAUCAAUUAAAAUUUAUUAAUUUUUUUAAUGAUGAUAUAAUAAAUUUUAACAACAAAUUAACUCCAACUUUACAAUCUUCAAUUAUACCACCAGAUAUUUUAUCAGUAGAUUAUGGAACAUUAGAUUCAAAUGUUUUAAAUUUUGCAAUAAAAUAUUAUAUUGAUUUUAUAUCACCAAUUUUAAAUCCUACCACGAAUAACAAAACAAUCACCAUACCAACUGUAAAUAAUGACAUCAAUAACAUUUCAAUAGAAUCAGGAUUAAAUUUGAAUAUACUUGUUCAGUUAUCAAACCAAAAUACUUCCAUUUUUUAUUUGAUGUUGAGUUUAGGUUCAUUUUACCUAUCAAAGUCAUAUAACGAACAAAAAGACAAACAACAAAAACAAAUAUGGUUAGAUAGAGCAUUUCAUUUUCAGAAUUUGGGAUUAAAUAAAAUCAAACCAAUACUUGAUGAUAUAUCAACAAUAUCAACUCAAAAUUUUAAAGUCAGUGAUAUUAUAAUAGCAUUAGUUUUAUUAAUAUUAUUUGAAAUUGCAAAUAAUUGUAAUUUUAAAUGGAUAGAUUAUUUACAAAUUUGUAAAAAAAUUAUGAAAUUAAAUAAAAUUAAUAUACCUACUGACCAAGGAGAAUAUAAUUUAUUAAAAUUUGCAUUAGAAUUUUUAUAUUAUCAAGAUUCAGUUGGUCGAACUGCUUGUAAAGAUGAUAGUUUGUACAUUGUUCAAUUGGAUGACGAAACUGAACAAGAAGUUAAUGAUUUCUUAAAUUCGAGAAGUAAUUCCCAUAAUAAUCAUGAUUUGAAUUUAGUUAGUUGGAUGGGUUGUGAUAGAAAAUUAAUUAAGAUUAUUGCCGAUAUAACCGAUUUAUCAUUUGAAAGAUUCAAAAGAACAAUAAAUGAAAAACAAUACCUAGGUUUAUGUAAUGAAUUAUUGAAUCAAUUGGACGUGUUGAAAAUUGAUUAUUUUGACUUUGAUGAAUUAAUAGACUUUGAAGAAAAUAAUACUACUAAUAGUAAGAUAAAUCAAGUUAUAUCAAAUAAUGGAAUGAAAGAAGAAGAGUUUUAUUUUUUACUAUCUAACGAAACUAAAAGGUUGUCAACAAAAUUAUAUUUAAAUUGUUGCUUAUUAAAUAUGACACCAGAAGACGAAGAAGUACAAUUUUUGGUAAAUAAAAUUUUCAAAUACUUAAAAUUUUUAAUUAUAACCAAAAAUUUUAAUUGGUUUUCUACAUUAAUCUGGUCAAUUUUCAUAACAUCAUCAGAAAUUUCAUGUUUAUCAAACAAUUGUGAAACUUUGAGAUAUCUCACAUUAAAUUUAUUAAAUAGAUUGAAAAAUCUUACAUUAAGUAAUAUUGAAAAAAUUAUUUUCAUUAUAAAAGAAAUUUGGAAAAAAAGAGAUUUAAAUAAUAGUGAUUUACAUUCUAUUGGUAUUAUUGAUAUUAAUCUGAGAAAAUUCAAAAAGAGAAAGAAAUAUUUAGGAUUUGAAAAUGAUUGGGAAAAAUUUGUUGUUGAUGAAUAUGGUAUUGCUUUAGGUUAA